AUCUAGAGACAGAAAAAAAAUAACUGUAAUACCCAACAUGGCUCUAAGGAGAAUCUUUCUUCUUCUUAAACAUACGCGAAGAAUUAAAAAAUAAACUGUCACUUUCGCCUUUUUCGCGGAGUACUGAAGUGUUUUUUUUUUUGGGAAAUUCAUUGGAAAUUCAUUUAGAUUUUUUACUUUUACUGUUGACAUACACAAUGAGCGACGAAAAGUCUUCUGAAGAAGUAUCACAGCAGGAAUUGUCUAGUGUAACAGAGAAUUCAAAAGUCGACAGUGAUCAGAAAGAAAAUGGGGACUCUGUAAAAACGGACAAAGUUAAGAUUGACAUUUUACUAAAAGCGACAGGCAAUGCGCCUAUUAUGAAGAAGAAGAAAUGGGCAGUAGAUGCUGAAAAACCAAUAGGCUGGAUUAUGGAAUUUGUGAAGAAAUAUCUCAAGCUAGAACCUGACGAAAAGUUGUUCCUGUACGUAAACCAAACAUUUGCACCGUCACCAGAUCAGAUAGUAAAGAAUCUGUAUGACUGUUUUGGGACCGACGGCAAGCUAGUCCUCCAUUACUGCAAGAGUCAGGCAUGGGGCUGACUUCAAUUACGUUUCAAUAUUAAUCAUAGGCUCUGUCAUAAACGGUCAAAAGUAAGAGUAUUGGAUAAUGGAUGAUACAAAUACUGUGUUAAUCGCAGAUACAUAAAGUGCUAGAUGUAAAAUACAGGUCAAAUUGAUAACCGCCUUUUUUGAAUUUGGUUAAUUAAUUAACUUGUGAAUUCAUUUUAUAAUGAGUAAUAAUGCCCACUGAUGGGGGAAGGGGGCCUGUCAUACGUCUAAAAAUAUAAAAAGAGAAAUUCAUAAAUUAUUAUCAGCGGGCUUAGCGCCGUAAGCGCGCGACUGUUUCUCGUCUCGACAUACGUCACCAGUCACUCUCUCACAGUACUGCACAGAAAGAGACAGACGAUCUCUGUCGCGGCGAGAAAGAGUCGCGUGCUUUCGGUGCUAGGCCCGCAGGUAUAACUUAUUAAACAAAUCUGAGUUAUUAAACUGCUUAUGGUCUGUCUAUAGCAUGUUUAGACACAAAAAAGCAAUAAUAAUUUUAACAAAUAUGGGACACAUGCAACACAUGUUUUCAUACAUGUCAAACUUUUAAUCUAUUUCACUCAUUACAGACAGAAGAAGAGCAAAACUUAUAAAUUGUAAAAAUGUACAUUUGUUUUAAGUAUACUAGUCAUGUAAUAAUUAUUUUAGUGCUACUGGCUGUUUGAUACAGAUAAGGCAUUAGAUGUUUCUCUCCUGUGCUCUUACAAUUGCUUAUAUGAAGUUGUAUUAUUCAUUGCAAAGUAUCAACACUACUGAAAUGCUGAUAAGCAGCACUCUGAAAUUCCUGUUGUAAUUAGGUUUGUUGCUAAAAGGACCUCUCGGAUUCAUUGGCUGCAAGAAUUUGAAUCUGAAGAAUUUUGUAUGAUUUGUAUUGAAUUUUGCAAAUGCAUUUGUAAAUGUGAUAAACAUGUAAAACUUUGUAUUUAUAGAAAUAUAACUUGUAAGGAAA
Messenger RNA from Pectinophora gossypiella (pink bollworm), 1536 nucleotides. RefSeq names its product autophagy protein 12-like (gene Atg12). Gene Ontology annotation, biological process: C-terminal protein lipidation; nucleophagy; autophagosome assembly. The transcript has 3 exons. The coding region runs from base 198 to 581 and encodes 127 amino acids. The record is from RefSeq and is a predicted model, not a curated record. NCBI's taxonomy places the organism in Eukaryota, Metazoa, Arthropoda, Insecta, Lepidoptera, Gelechiidae. Gene Ontology annotation, cellular component: phagophore assembly site membrane; Atg12-Atg5-Atg16 complex; cytoplasm.